UGAUCUGCGAAAAUACACAGGGACUCUGAAAACGCCAAGAGUUCAUCAAUGUAACUCCGGUCAGUCAGAAACUGCGCCGUUCACCUGGAUAAGUCCGUCUUGACAAGAGAAGAGACAAAGACAGAAUUUAAAGAAAGAUUCAAACGCGAGUGGAGUGUUGACGUAAAACUGUGAAGGAAAAGAGAAGAAUAUGAUUGUCAAGCAGUACUUGAUCUUCAUCCUUUACAGCCUCUGCGCGAGCGUCUUUAAAGUGGCUGGGACAAAAAGCAAAGCGAAAGGUAGCCAGGGUCAGUUCCCCAUAACUCAGAAUGUGACGGUGGUGGAGGGGGGCACAGCCAACAUGACCUGUCGUGUGGAUUACAAUGAUAACACUUCCCUCCAGUGGUCAAACCCUGCACAACAAACUCUCUUCUUUGGGGACAAAAAAGCUCUGAGGGAUCACAGAAUCGAACUGGUCCGAGCCUCGUCGCAGGAACUCACCAUCCGAAUCAACGACGUCAGCCUGUCGGACGAGGGACAGUACACCUGCUCGCUCUUCACGAUGCCUGUCAAGACCACCAAGGCCUUUCUCACUGUUCUGGGUGAGCAUGUGCAUUUUGGUGCAACCCCCAUAGGAGCGCCCGGACGACCAGAGAUCACAGGAUUUACCAAGCCAGCAAUGGAGGGGGACAUGGUCACUCUCACCUGCGCCACAUCAGGCAGCAAACCAGCUGCUACCAUCCGAUGGUUCCGAAAUGACAAGGAGGUCCAAGGCACCAAGGAGGUGAAUGCUACAGGAAAGUCUUUCACAGUAAGGAGCAGCCUUCAGUUCCAGGUGGACAAGCGGGAUGACGGCGUUGCCUACACCUGCAGCGUGGAGCACGUGUCGUUGUCCAAACCCUACAUGACAACCGAGGUCCUGGAGGUCCACUAUGCUCCCCAUCUGGAGAUCACACAUUCACUCAUUAUCCCACAGGAAGGUCAAUACUUCAAACUGGAGUGUGUUUCCAUAGGCAACCCGAUACCCGAGCCAGUGUUGUGGUCUAAAGAUGGAGGCGAGCUGCCAGACAUUGAGCGCAUGAUUGUGGAGGGAAGGGAGCUUACCAUCACUACGCUAAACAAAACAGACAAUGGCACAUACCGCUGCGAGGCCAGCAACCACCUGGGGACCAGCAGUGCUGAAUACAUACUGUUUGUAUAUGAUCCUAACGCUUUAGGGCAGCACGGACCCGACCACGCUUUAAUUGGCGGCGUUGUUGCAGUCGUGGUCUUCAUCACCUUGUGUUUGAUAAUAGUCCUCGGACGAUAUCUGGCCAGACAUAAAGGUACGUAUCUAACACAUGAGGCCAAAGGAGCAGAGGACGCCCCUGACGCUGACACGGCCAUCAUCAACGCCGAGGGCAACCACGUGCACGCAGAAGAAAAGAAAGAGUACUUUAUUUAGACCUAUUUUUCCUCUCUUUCAUUUCAUGACAACCUUUGACAGCAGACAUGCAAUUUUAAGCUGUCUCAGCCUCACUACAUCUUUUUUUUAUUUAUUAUCUUUGUCUUUUCUAGAAAGCUAUCGUGCUUAGAUAUGCUUGUUUUCAAAGCAUUCACUAACAAAACAGACUUCGCAUUUUGUAAUAUAAUCCACAUACAAUUGGAUUAUGUCCUUUUCAGUUUUUCUGUGCCUAAAUGCUGUACAUCUUCUCUGCAUUUCUUUCAUUGCCUGCUUUUUUUCCCUCUCUACUCUUUUAUUACUUUACCUGUUGUACAACUUUUUGCAGUUUUUUUUUUUUUAAUUCAGAUGCAACAACAACAACAACAUUGUGCUCCAACUCAAGUCUCACCAUUUCAAAAGGUUUUUCUGUAGGAGCGAAAUAUGUUAAAUACAUCCAUUUUUAAGGAUUACAUGAUUGGCUUGGAUGCUUCCUCUCCACCGGCGUGCUGCACAUGUUCUAAAGCAUCUCAAAACAGAUCCGAUACUUUAACAAACACAAAGCAGAAGCACAAUCUGAGUGAUUGUCUCUAGAUGAAAUAAUCGCCCUCUUAGCAUCGUCUGUGUGUUCCCGCACUGAUUUAUUAAUUUUUUUUCCUUACACUGUUGAUUUGCACCAACAAAGAACAAGUUAGAAAAUUAAAGCACAAAGUCUGAGGACUAUUACAGAGGGGGGAAAAAAAAACAUCAACUGCUUCUUGUCUCAGGAUUCAGUACGAGUCUAGAUGGAGAGAUGGUGUCAGACAUGUGAUGAUGAUGAUGAUGAUUUCCGUUCAAUCGCAGUUAUUGUCUUGGAUGAAGAUCUUUAAUUUUUGUUGGUUAUUUGUCGUAAUAUCCAAACUGAGUGAGUGGAACCUCGCGUCGGUUCAUUAUUUAUGUUGACUUUUAUUGAACAACUAUGCUAAAUGUGUGGAUAUUGCUGUAAAAUACUUUGCUAACGUGAAUAUUAGUGAACAAUAUUGUUGACUCUUGGGAUCCCUGACACAUUACGAUUUGUAUAUUAGCACAUAUACAGCAUUUAAGGUACUCCACGAAUCUUUAAGUUCUUUCCAUUAUUUUUUCCCUGAGUUUGCUUUGCCGGGAGGCGUGUAAAUAAUAUGUAAGUAUUCAAUUUUAGUAAAAGGAAGAAAAACCUUUAAUUUCAGAUCAUAUCAGUUCCAGUUUCACUUCAACGACAGUGUUUUCACACUUUUGAAGGUUUCUUCAAACAGGGAUUCUAAUGAAUUGCUUAAAAUGUUUAAAAAAAAAUCUGGGUAAAAAUAUAUGUAUUUAUUAUUAUGACUGAUUGACUUUCUUAUAUUAUACUAUAUUGAUUGAUAUUAUUGCUGUUAUUACAAAGUAGUUGUCUGACAUUAACUUUUCCAUUUUUAUUUCUGUAAGUUCUCAUAAAAGAACAGUACAAGGAUCACCAUUAUGGCCUUUGAGUUUGCUGCAAACAGUACUAAUGACAUGUUUAGGCAUUGGUGAAUCGAGCAUCCCCUCACUGUAUAUAAUCACUGUAUCAAAGACAUUGAACCACAUUGCCAAUGCUCAUACAUGUUAUUUUGUUAGUUCAGUAUGAUGCUAUAAAUAACUCAUUUUGUACAAAGAUUUAAAUUGCUGUAAUUAAUUUGCUUUUUAUGGGGGAUGUGUGAGGUUUGCUUUUUUUCACAGUAUUGAAUAUUCAUUUUUCAACUAUGCCACUGUAAAAUGAAAAAAAAAAAAAGAGAAGAAAAAAAGAGAGACAAAGU
This is a messenger RNA of Archocentrus centrarchus (flier cichlid), 3189 nucleotides long. It is a transcript of the gene cadm2b, whose product is annotated as cell adhesion molecule 2b. The coding region runs from base 191 to 1423 and encodes 410 amino acids. Lineage: Eukaryota; Metazoa; Chordata; Actinopteri; Cichliformes; Cichlidae. The transcript has 10 exons. The record is from RefSeq and is a predicted model, not a curated record. Gene Ontology annotation, biological process: homophilic cell-cell adhesion.